AUGUCACUGAGCAUGCAGGGUUCAGGAAGAGAGUGCUGGGAAAACUCUCAGCGUAUGGAAAUCCACGAUCCCUAUUCUCGCGAGCAACUCGCUCAACGAUCCGUCGCACAAGGCGCUGAACGCAACUCGGAUAGGCGCGAGCGCCCCGACGAGGGCAUGAACAAUCCAGACGUCCAAUCGAUUUUGAGCGAUAGCGAGUUUGGCCGUGUGGAUCCUACCGGCUGGUUUCCGCACUAUAAGAACUGUGUGCAACAUUUUGUCGACUACAGCCAGCACACGCCUGCAGUGCAAUCCAUUGCCGCAUUUAUCAACAUCCGACUACCCUGCCAGCGACCAUCGGAAACUCCAGUCACCAACUCACAAUCGGUACCUUUUGUUUCGCUGCGGCCUUACAUCAGGCGCUUGAUUGUUACUGCGCAGGACUCGCCGGUCGUGAUGCAAGGAUUCUUUGGCGGGGACUGGGAAGCCGGUGUGGGCUGCAUCUACAAACAAGAGCGCGCAAACUAUAUGUUUACGGCGAAGAGCAGCGGCUGGGCUUCGACCAAGGCUGCCUACGAUAUCUCACCAGAUGAACAGACUCCCUUCUUGAGGCCCAUGCGUGAUCCCUCCGAGGACGAAAUUCGAGUGGCCGAGGCCCGGUGGAGUGAGUGGCUGGCGAUGGAAGACUGGAUGGUGGGCGCGCGAACUCCCUGGUAG
Messenger RNA from Penicillium soppii, 696 nucleotides. RefSeq lists its product as uncharacterized. The transcript is spliced from 2 exons. Lineage: Eukaryota; Fungi; Ascomycota; Eurotiomycetes; Eurotiales; Aspergillaceae. The record is from RefSeq and is a predicted model, not a curated record. The coding region runs from base 1 to 696 and encodes 231 amino acids.